CUGGUGGCUAAAUCACAAUGACGCGGUUCAUAUUAGGGUUACUGGUGACGGUGUUGGUCUCCUUCGCAGGGGCUACAUCCGUAUUCUCUCCUGCUCGACCCCCAGCAUUACCUUUGGCAGUCAAGUCACCGUAUCUGAGCACUUGGCUUGCUGCGGGGAGUGACGGAGGCAAUGGAGGGUAUUUGGCCGGGGAAUGGCCAACGUUUUGGGCUGGACAAAUCAACGGCUGGGCUGGCAUGGUUCGUGUCGAUGGCACCACUUACACUUGGAUGGGGUUGCCAGGAACUACCACAGUCAACCAGACUUCCUAUAUUUACACGUCUACGAGAAGCAUCUUUACCAUGAAUGUGGCAGACAAAGUGCAGAUGAACAUCACUUUCUUAUCGCCUAUUACGCCAAAUGAUCUGAAGAGACAAUCACUCAUUUUCUCUUACGUGGAUGUGGAAAUUGAAUCGCUUGACGGCGCGUCUCAUGACGUGCAAGUUUAUGCAGAUAUCUCGGCCGAAUGGACUUCUGGAGAUCGCACUGCCACUGCAACAUGGGACUACGGAACCACCAGCAACAAUGUCGCAUACCACAAGGUUAGCCGCCAAACCCAGCUUGCUUUCUCGGAGACGAGCGACCAAGCGGAUUGGGGAGAGUGGUAUUGGGCGACCGACGAGAACGAAAGCAUGACCUAUCAAUCUGGUAUAGAUGUAGAUGUCAGAGGGGCUUUCUCGGCAAAUGGGACGUUAGGGAACUCUCAGGAUGCCAACUAUCGCGCAAUCUCGACUAGUUGGCCGGUUUUCGCGUUUUCCCACGAUUUGGGAUCAGUUGACUCUUCAGUUGGAGUAUUGUUCUCCAUCGGACUGGCUCAAACCGAUGCAAUGCAGUAUAAUGGGACUGAUAAGGGUUACGCACCUUUGCCAUCGCUAUGGACAAGUUAUUUCAGUGAUGGUGUUGAAGCCCUGGACUUUUUCCAUAAUGACUACGGAACCUCUUCGUCUCUCUCCACAGAGCUAGAUGACAAGAUUGCGGCCGACUCUCUAGCAGCAGCUGGUCAGGACUAUCUUACAAUCACUUCGCUCACUGUUCGGCAAGCAUUUGGUGCAACACAACUGUGUGGAACAAUUGCAGAUCCUUAUCUUUUCAUGAAGGAGAUCUCUUCCGACGGGAACAUCAACACUGUUGAUGUCAUAUUCCCAGCCCAUCCGAUAUUCCUAUACACCAACCCAGAGCUUCUUGACCUCCUACUGAAGCCCCUUUAUGAGUUUCAGGAAUCUGGGAAGUAUCCCAACUCUUAUGCAAUGCAUGAUAUCGGAAGUAAUUAUCCCAAUGCUACUGGCCAUGCAGAUGGUAAGGAUGAGGCGAUGCCACUGGAAGAGUGCGGAAACAUGGUUAUCAUGUCUCUGGCAUACGCUCAGAGGGCCGGCAAUACGUCCUACCUUGAAGCGCAUUACGACAUGCUGAAUGUAUGGACAAGCUAUCUGAUCGAAGAUGCGCUUUAUCCGUCCAACCAGAUUUCCACUGACGACUUCGCUGGAAGUCUAGCCAACCAGACAAACUUGGCUUUGAAAGGAAUCAUUGGCAUUGAGGCGAUGGCCACCAUUAGCAAGCAAACCGCUCACUCUUCUGAUGCUUCGAACUAUACAACAAUCUCCCACCGAUAUAUCCGGCAGUGGGAGAAGAUUGGCAUUGCUCACAAUGCACACCCUGCCCAUACAACAUUGUCAUAUGGCGCAAACAACUCCCAUGGUCUCUUGUACAACCUUUACGCCGACCGCGAGCUGGGACUGGACUUGGUGCCCAAGUCAGUAUACGAAAUGCAAAGCGCAUUCUACCCGACGGUGCAAAAUACGUAUGGAGUGCCGUUGGACACGCGACACACAUAUACCAAGGGUGACUGGGAGCUGUUCGCUGCCGCCGUCGCGUCCACCAGCACGAGGGACAUGUUCAUCCAGCUUCUUGCCAACUGGAUCAAUGUUACUCCAACCAAUCGAGCGCUUACGGAUCUCUAUGAUACCACCACUGGGAACUAUCCAUCGAUCACCUUCAUCGCCCGACCCGUUGUGGGCGGCGCCUUCGCCCUCCUACUCCUCAAUCAGGGCAAUUGAAUCACUUACCGUUAUAUAUACCCAUCUAUUCUUGGUCUAUGCAACUGACCUGUUCUGUUCGAAGCCUUCUUUGGUUCCCUGGAGCGGACCCACCUGUUUUGUCCAUUCGUUCAGAUGUGCCGGUCACUCGCUAUGCAUUUAUCUUUGGAAUCGCUUUAUUGCUACCAGACCGUUGUGCGUAUCUUUAGGCCAAGUCUAUGUUUUCGAUUGUCAGCCUGGUGGUGCAUUCGGAGGCUAUGACACGCAGAGUAUAUACGUUCCCUCGCCUGGGCUGUUGCAGGGCUGCAAAUAUUAC
This is a messenger RNA of Aspergillus aculeatinus CBS 121060, 2388 nucleotides long. It is a transcript of the gene gta1, whose product is annotated as glutaminase GtaA. The record is from RefSeq and is a predicted model, not a curated record. The coding region runs from base 18 to 2093 and encodes 691 amino acids. The transcript is spliced from 8 exons. NCBI's taxonomy places the organism in Eukaryota, Fungi, Ascomycota, Eurotiomycetes, Eurotiales, Aspergillaceae.